AUGAUUCAUUGGAAGUAUUUUUUCCUGCAAAUGAUCAACCUCAGAUAAUCACGGCUGAUACUGGAAAUCCUAAUUGUGAAUUCGAUACUACUAGUGUUUCUUUAUGUAUUCCUCAUAGUAUGUUUCCCAUAUUUGUGACUCGAAUUCUAAAGGAUGUUG
Messenger RNA from Racocetra persica, 159 nucleotides. The record is from the annotation of a GenBank genome assembly. Lineage: Eukaryota; Fungi; Glomeromycota; Glomeromycetes; Diversisporales; Gigasporaceae.